AGAACCUUUCACUACGAUUCCACAUUGUGGACCGACACGAGGGACUAUCAUUCUUCUUCAGGGAAUACCCUGUUUGAUCAUCAAGAGACAAAAUUACCCACCUACUGGAGCACACCAUUUUCUAAGAUCUGCCUCGCUAUGAAGAUCGACAGCCAAGUUAAAUCGAUCGUCAUCUACAGGCAGGCAAACUCCUUGUACUCCUUGAUCGCUGAAGGACAAUAUCGUUCGACCUCAUUGGGUCGUAACACCUGGAAGAGGCUGAUUGGCGAACAGGCUUCGCUGCAGACAAAUUGUAAUCGAGAGGGUUUCAAUUCUGUGACAUCAUCAAGCAGGGCAAGAAUUGGCAUCAUUGGCAACAACGAAAAUGAUUGCAAGACGUGCGACUCCAGAAUUGGCUUUGGUACCGCAGGGCACCCUGAUGAUAACAACACCUGUGGAAACGUAGCAAUGUAUGGUGGGGACAAUGGCAAUAAGCACAUAAAAGCCAUGGGUUACAUCUUGGUGCAAUGA
This is a messenger RNA of Porites evermanni, 510 nucleotides long. Lineage: Eukaryota; Metazoa; Cnidaria; Anthozoa; Scleractinia; Poritidae. The record is from the annotation of a GenBank genome assembly.